Chlorella variabilis is the source of this 882-nucleotide messenger RNA. RefSeq lists its product as hypothetical. Lineage: Eukaryota; Viridiplantae; Chlorophyta; Trebouxiophyceae; Chlorellales; Chlorellaceae. The transcript has 5 exons. The record is from RefSeq and is a predicted model, not a curated record. The annotation marks the transcript as partial.
AUGGCCUACAUCGGGCCGCCCAUCACCGUGGCAGACGUGGUGGUGCGGCCCAGCCGGUCCAUCAUCAAGCAGAGCUACGACGCGCGGGAGCGGCGCAACGACAGCAGCCUGCCCUUCCACCUGGGCUACGGCAACCUCAACGGAGACGGCUUUGGCAUCGGCUGGUUCCCGCCAGACAGCGCCUGCGCCACCGCCGACCACACGCCCUGCGUGUUCACCUCCAUCACCCCCGCAUGGAACAACGACAACCUCAACCGCCUGGCCACCAAGCUGGAGAGCGGGGUCAUCUUUGCGCACGUGCGCGCCGCGUACCCGGGCAUGCCCGUGUCGGAGGCCAACUGCCACCCCUUCCAGUGGGGCCGCUACAUCUUCAUGCACAACGGCGUGGUGGCGGGGUUCAUGCAGAUCCGGCGCCGCCUGCUGGCGGAGCUGGGGGAUGCGGUGUACAAUGCGGUACAGUCCUUCCACAGCGACUCCGCCGUCAGGCUGGGCGAUGCAGGCGGGCACCGCUCCGGCAUCAAGAGCCGUGGCACGGCACCUCACAGCCCCUCCCUCGCCCUGUCCCCCCCUCUGCGCCCCGCCUGCAGCAUCCAGGCGGAGGCGGGCAUGGCGCCGUCCGACGUCUCGCUGCUCAACUUUGUGGUCAGCGACGGGCGCAGCCUGAUCGCCACGCGCUACGUCAGCAGCGCUGACGAGGCGCCCGCCUCCCUGUACUACGCCGAGGGCAGCGCCUACGAGCGGGAACAGCUGAGCGGCGAGGAGGGCGACUACCACCUGCUCUACUCCGACAAGGGCAGCCGCGUGUGCCUGGUGGCCUCCGAGCCCGUCACCUCCGCCGCCCACGACUGGUGCGAGGUGCCGGCCAACACCGCGCUGGUGGUG